Molecule: messenger RNA, 1260 nt
Organism: Tupaia belangeri chinensis (Chinese tree shrew)
Lineage: Eukaryota; Metazoa; Chordata; Mammalia; Scandentia; Tupaiidae
Gene: SMIM12
Product: small integral membrane protein 12
Exons: 2
Coding region: 346-624 (92 amino acids)
Source: RefSeq, a predicted model, not a curated record
CACGCACCCUAUAGCGAAAACCUCUCAAAAAAAAAAAAAGUUGCAGAAGCAAAUCUCCUCUUUAAAAUUCCCACUCUGUCGAUCUUCAUGACUUCUGUGGUUUCAAUCUUGCCAAACUUUUCCAAGUCGUCUCUCAAAUGGUAUUCUUCUUUGUCUUCCCUGUGAGAUGGGCACCAGCUUUACAGAAUCCGCUCUAGGAACAGCUCUCUCUGGUUCCACUACAGCCCAUCAGCUCUGUGUGCCGGACACACUGCUGCAGCCACCCCUUCAACACGAGAGGAAGUCACUAAACCAGAGCCCCGGGAACGUUGUGUUUGGGGGUCUCACUACCACACAGUCUAUGUCAUGUGGCCCGUGCUGUGGACCGUGGUGCGCACCUAUGCUCCCUAUGUCACGUUUCCCGUGGCCUUCGUGGUCGGGGCCGUGGGCUACCACCUGGAAUGGUUCAUCAGGGGAAAGGCCCCGCAGCCGGCCGAGGAGGAGAAGAGCAUCUCGGAGCGCCGGGAGGAGCGCAAGCUGGAUGAGCUGCUGGGCAAGGACCAUACCCAGGUGGUGAGCCUCAAGGACAAGCUGGAAUUUGCCCCCAAAGCUGUCCUCAACAGAAACCGCCCGGAGAAGAAUUAACGGAGGACAUGGGGCCCUGUGGCCCAGCCGUGAGCAUGACAGGCCUGCCGCCAUGUCGAUUCAGCCCAGAACCCACAUCGGCUCUGCUCUGGCCCCCCGCACCACGUCGCACACAUACUGGCUGCUCCCGCACGGCCAGGCCUCCCUGGGCCAGUGAUGAGGAGGGCACUGCGGUUCUGGUCCGAAGGCUGCCUGUGUCGUGUGGUGGCCACGUGGCUCAGGCUUCCAAGUGCUGUGCAUGCGUUCACCGCCGGGAGGAGUGGCACGGAGCGAACCUUGGCUGUCAGUGUCUGUGGGGAGGCAGUCUGGCCUCAGGUGGGAGUGGCUGGGACUCGGCGCUGCCUUUAAGAGGGAUCCUGGCCUGCCCAGUUCAGUGUGGUCUGGGAAGAACUCCGCAGUCCACGUGGCACCCUCACUAGAUCGGCCUGUCCUUCGUGAUCAUUCCUGAAAUCCUGUCCUGUCGGCUUAGGAAUGGGGUUCCUCAGGGAGGAAGGUGUUCUGUUCUUGGAAGUGCAGGCUGUUCACUUGGGGCAGGGAGGAAUGCGUGCCUGGUGAUUUUGCUUGAAAAUACUCACCAUCUUUCACCCCAUCACUGUAUAGUGCAAACCUUCAUUAAAGUGGCAUCUGAGAACAGUA